Hypoxylon trugodes is the source of this 1454-nucleotide messenger RNA. RefSeq names its product glycoside hydrolase family 5 protein. The record is from RefSeq and is a predicted model, not a curated record. NCBI's taxonomy places the organism in Eukaryota, Fungi, Ascomycota, Sordariomycetes, Xylariales, Hypoxylaceae. Gene Ontology annotation, molecular function: hydrolase activity, hydrolyzing O-glycosyl compounds. The transcript is spliced from 4 exons. The coding region runs from base 217 to 1446 and encodes 409 amino acids.
CGUACCUGUACAUGUACUCGGAAUUGGUUCAGCGUGGAUCGCCAAUGCUACGCGGAGGCUCAAUUCGCGAGGGACCCCAGCAAGGCGGUUCCACGACUUCCGGUUGCCGAAAAGGGAAAUACCCGAAAUAGGGAAAGGGGAUCGCGACGACAUAAAUAUGACGAACCACAGACUUUUCACAAUGGACUUUCUCUUCUAAUCGAGUAAAUUGUCAAGAUGUUACUCACAUUAUCCUAUCUUCUAUCUCUUAGUCUGCUGGCAAGCGGGAGCCACGCUAGCCCUUUACAUAGGUCAAAAUGUCGGGCUGUUCCCGAAGGCUUUGUCGCUGUCGAUGAGGGAAAGUUCCGACUUGAUGGGGGGGACUUCAAUUUCGCUGGGAGCAAUGCGUAUUACUUUCCCUUUAAUAGUAACGCGACUGAUGUCGAACUCGGACUUGCCGCCGCUAAAGAUGCAGGCUUAAAAGUCUUCCGCACGUGGGGUUUCAAUGACAAAAACGUUACCUUCAAUCCCGAAGGCUUACCCCAGUACGGCGGCGAAGGCGCGGGUGCGACAGAAACCGUAUUCCAAUGGUGGGCAAAUAGCACCUCCACUGUCAACAUCACCGACUUCGAUAAAGUAGUUGACGCUGCUACCAAAGUUGGCAUCAAGCUCAUUGUCACCUUUACUAAUAACUGGGCCGACUACGGUGGAAUGGACGUUUUUACUAUCAACCUAGGCGGAAAGUACCAUGACGAUUUCUAUCGCCUACCACAAAUCAAAGACGCCUACAAGCGCUACAUCGAGCAAUUCGUCACCCGCUACAAGGACUCACCAGCAAUCAUGGCAUGGGAACUCGCCAACGAACCACGCUGCGGCGCCGACGCAAAGCGUAACCUCCCCGUAAGCAACAACUGCACCACUGCAACCCUAACAUUCUGGAUCGACGAAAUGAGUACCUUCAUCAAGUCCCUCGAUGCCAACCACUUAGUAACCUGGGGCGGAGAAGGCGGUUUCAGCCACGCCAACGCCUCCGACUCACUCUACAACGGAUCUGAUGGCGGAGACUUCGACGCGAACAUUGCGUUACCGAAUAUCGAUUUCGGAGUCUUUCACACAUACCCAGAUUGGUGGACCCGAACGCCCGCCUGGGCGUCUCAAUGGAUUCGGGACCACGCCGCGGCAGGCCGGGCGGCAGGUAAGCCCGUCGUGCAUGAGGAGUACGGGUGGAUGACCCCCGAAGCGCGCGCUCAGAAUGGCAUUCCGGCAGUUAAUGAGACUAGGGUUGCGGUGGAGGGAGAGUGGCAGAAGAUAAUGUUAGAGGAGGGCGUGCCGGAUAUGUAUUGGCAAUUCGGCUUUUCGGGGUACUCGUAUGGACGGAAUCAUGAUGAUGGAUUUACGAUUUUCCUGGAUGAUGAGGAGGCAAAGACGUUGGUGUAUGAGCACGCGAAGGCUGUAAAUAGUCUUUGAAGACAGAU